Molecule: messenger RNA, 1203 nt
Organism: Mesorhabditis spiculigera
Lineage: Eukaryota; Metazoa; Nematoda; Chromadorea; Rhabditida; Rhabditidae
Source: the annotation of a GenBank genome assembly
AUGAGCCCAAAACCGCCGUUUCCGGAGGCGGCUGACGAUACGAGUGAGGAGCAGCUACCGACUAUGCUUGAAGAUGAUAAGAAUAUUUUUGUACAUUUGCAUAUGUAUCCAGAUUGCGCAGAUCCUUGCAUCAGAAGAAUCAUCAUCCCAACCAAUCGAGAGUUGCGAACGCAGUUCUUCAACGAAUUAAAACACUUGGCGGCAAUCGAAGAGCUAUGUAUAAAGAAUGAUCUAAGACUUGCCGUGCCAAAGUUCACAAAAACCGAUAUGGGCAUCGAGAUCAUAGACGGGAUUGAUUAUCCGGGUUUCAAAUUCCCGAAAUCUAUUUUUGCCGACUACCAGUAUCAGCCGUUACUUGAGGCAUUGGUGGCAGGACUCUGGAAGAAGAACCGGCUCCUGGCAAAGGAAGUUGAGGUCCAGCGGGAGACGGCUAAAGACCAUAUGCGGCAAAAAUGUCGCAAUGAACAUACGUUUUGUCGGACGUAUAACGAUUUAAUCCCGUCUGAGCAACAGAAAGUCCAAGAGUUUCUGAACGAGGUGCAUCAACAGCAGCAAGCAGAUCAGGCCGAAGCAAAGAAACGGAUGAAAGAAGUACUGCUGAAUACGCCGAUACCAAUCGGCGAACUCAUUAAAAUCGCAGAUCCGUUGGAGAAACGAUAUUUGGAAAGUUUGCAAGAGGACAUUGACCUCGCCCAGAUUCAGGCUUCGAUGUUGGAAUCUGAUGGGGAUACGCCACCCUUCAUGCCUUCCCCCGAAAGUGCCAACCCGCCACCACUACCAGAAACAGCCACAACCUUGCCAAGCAGUUCGAACUACAGUAGUCGCACGGUUGUCCUGGGCGUUCGUCAUUACCCCGAAAACUACCCAACACCACCCCAAACGGGCUGGCAAACCCCAGGACCGACUCAAUCAAAUACACCUUAUCCUCAUCAAGGAUUGUCGCGAAAUAUUAUGGCCCAGCAUAUCAUGGAUACCACAAUGAUCACCCCGCCUCCAAUGAGCGCCGCUUAUGGAAUGCCGAUACCGUACCCACCGGGGCUAACGCACCAUGUUGCUCCACAUGAUCAGCGCCCCGGCCCCCUCCAAUCGAUCGCCGCCACCAAAUUUAGCUCCUACGCUUCCCAUCACCGCCUUCUCUUCAAAAAGCGAAAAACGCCCCAACUCCAACCGGUCCCGCGUCCGGAAACCAGCGAGCUCCCGACG